Uranotaenia lowii is the source of this 9560-nucleotide messenger RNA. RefSeq lists its product as uncharacterized. The transcript has 2 exons. Gene Ontology annotation, molecular function: protein binding. Bases 1977 to 6863 code for a protein of 1628 amino acids. The record is from RefSeq and is a predicted model, not a curated record. Lineage: Eukaryota; Metazoa; Arthropoda; Insecta; Diptera; Culicidae.
AAUGCUGAUAAAUUGAUCGGCGCGUUCGAAAAGUGACUAAGAAGUGUCAAACAAAUGCGAUCCCAAUCAUAAUUAAUGAUGUGCUAAGAGAAUUUACAUAUUUGGGGGCUGACAAAUUUCUGAAAGCUGCUGGUGCGAGUGGCUAUAAAAAGCCAAAGUCAAUCAACGUAUAAAGUGAUUAGCCUGAAGUGGAGAGCCUACGAUACGGUCUUCUCAUUCCGAAAAGCUACAUCAUCGAAUAAAGUAGAUUCGAAAAAUUUCUUCGUCGGCGGUCGCCAUUUCUGCAUACUAAUUAUACCUACACAGCUCUACUUCUGUACGAUUUGAAGGAACAGUGCUUGGUGUAGAGGCAAGAAACCCGGUGUAAAAUCCCCGUAAAAAGAAACCCAUGUGUCCGAAUGAGAGGAAAGAAUAAAAUUUAAAAAAAAAACCAACGAAGAAGGUGUGAAUCGAAAUUCCUGCCCUCCCGCGAGUGCCAUCAAAGCCAUCUACCGGAGAGAGCGCGCGCGAGGAACCUACACCUUGGAGGACCGAACCAGGCAGGCACCAAUCUUAAUCUAUUUUAUGAUUCCAUCCGUGUUCGAACAGCCCGAGGAAUAAUUUUUCAAUUUCUCUCUAAUGAAUUAAGCAAGAGGAACGGGAGAACGGGAAAGGAAAACUUAAAAACCGAGAAACAAGGCACGCGCUCAGGGGCAGCAAGAUUCCCCGCCGGGAUCGGAAUCGGGAUCUCGGAAUGAUUGCUCGAGUUGAGCUUUCGAUGAAGAACGAACGCAUCGCCCAAACCAGAUAAAUAAAAACAGCGGCCGGUUGCUCAAAAUCGAAGGCAAAGCCAAAGCAGGGAGGUUGAGAAUACGCGGUCGAUUUUGCGUCUUCUCCCAGUAACGUACAUACCUUCCUUCCUUCAAAAAAGAAACUCCCAAUGAUGAUAAUGUUGAUGGCCAAUAACCUCUUCUCGGAGAUUCUCCAGAUGAUGCUGCCGCACCUCGGCGGCCCGGCGGUUUCGCCUUCUCAUUCCAGUUUUGGACGUCCUCACAGCUCCGCCGGCCGGUCGGCCGCCCAGAUUUUGCGAAGGUUCCUUAAAAGAUUUCCGAGCGUUCGUCGGUCGUCGUUGUGAGCGCGGCCCUGCCUAGCCCAUUCCAAUCGCGGGUCCAUCAAGUCCAUCCAUCCAUCUCUGUAUGCUCCCAUUUAUGCUGAUCAACCGGUUCCUUUUUGAAUCUCACGUCGUUUUCUGGCGGCCAGCAAUCCGACCGACCAACCGACCUGUGUCCAUAAAGCACCCGAUAAUCACGAUCGACGUGAUCUUCAAAGUUUGAUGAGCACAAUUCAACGAACCACUCGAUAAAACAGGAAUCGAAGAAAAAACGAAGCUAAAGGAGCGCAAGGAACACCAAAACAGUGAUUGACCCAGAACCCGAGAAUCAAUCAAAUUAAUUACCGCUCCACCUACUACUACGGGCUUUUGCCCGGCCAUCAUCACAUCUCUCCUGGAAAGAGUGUCGGAAAGUCAGGGGAAAGGUCCCCAUAAUUAGGUGGGAGUGUCUGCCGUCCGUGGCUGCUUUCAACACCGUUGCCCUGAUGAAGAGCCUAUCAGCACCGCCUGUUGGUCGUCAAAUCAACGAACGUUGCCGCCACGGCAGCCGGAGAUCUCGAACGAGCAGAGCAAAUAAUCCCGCGUCAUGAAGCGACAGCCCAUCAAAAUCGGCAGUAGUAGUGAUCCUCAGCAGAACAGCUUCAGUCACGAUCAGCAUCAUUUUGCCAGUCCUAAGAGGAGUCGUGUUCAGUGUAUGAGGUUGAUGAUGAAUAGCUGAAGGGAUCUAUGCUUCAACGAAGAGAAUCAGGCACCGUGGAUCUGUGAUUAGCAACAAAUUUCAACACCUCGCGCGAUUCCCCUUAAACUAAAAUAAAAAGGGAAACGAUAUUUUAUGCUAGUGAUUAAAAGUUCUUAAGUAGUAUUUUUCGAAACAAAAACAACAAAAAUGUCGCAACUAAACUAUGUCAGCAAAUAUGCGGGCGAAUUUUGCAAAUUGAUUGUGGAAGGAGACCUCGGCAAAAUUAAGUCUAAAUUUAAAGAUUUUGUACUGGACUAUCAAACGCCGGAUGAUCUCAACACUCCGCUGCAUCUGUCGAUAAUCUCGCAACAAAAUCGUAAUGAAAUCAUCCAGUUUCUGAUCGAGGCGGGUGCGGAUUGUGACCUGCGGAAUUCUAUGAACCUGACCGCUUCCGAAUUGGCGAUCAAUCUCAACUUCCUAGAUGUGACGAAGUUCAUGCUGGCGAUAGAGUUCCGGAAUCUGUCGGACUACCGGUGUUUCUAUCGACUGAUUCGUCGAGGAUCGGUCCCUUUGCUGCAGUUGUUCCUGGAACUAAAAAGUUUCGACGUUCAUCAGCAGAUCCACUUUCUGUCCAGCGUGUGGCACGAGCUGUACGUCAAAAAUGUCCAAAUCUCCAAGAACAUGGAAAACUUCCUGGAAUACCAACUGCUCAACUACAGCUAUGCAUAUCAUCAUCCACCGAGUCAAAAGCCAGAUCGGUUAAAGUUCGAAAAGGAGCACGAAAAUCGAAUCGAUCUGAUCGUGGAGUACACCCAGUACCUCAAAACCCACUACGCCAAUGACAAUCUCAACGACUUCGACGACAAGUUUCUGUUGGCGGUCAAGAUCGUCUACGACAACCUGUUUUUCAUCAAGGACAAACACGAAUUCGCCCAUCUGCCAAUGCUGGAAAUGGAACGAUGCCUCGCAAUUUUCCUGGCCAUCUUUAAGAAGAGUCCCGAUUACGAGAUCUUUAAGCUGAUCAUCAACAAAAACUUGAUACUGGUCUUCCUAACUUCCCUAUGCGAAGAACUGAACAAAAUUAAGAAUGAGCUUUUGGAUCGAGAAAACCGCACCCAGCAGAAAUGGACCAACGAUCUCUUCCUACAUCUAAUCAACUGUAUCCGCGACGCCACUCCAGCAAAGUCAACGAAAGCCAUCAACGCAUUAUGGAAAAAGAAAUGCCCGCUGAAGAAAAAACUGAUCUACUACAUCAAAGCCCGGCUCAAGGCUAACACCGAACUGAACUCCAUUCAGGUGCGCUUGAUCAAUAACCUUGGCAAAAACGAACUGGAGAUCAUUCGCAACGAGAUGAAAACUAAUGAAUUCCUGAACCUAACACGCACAAUCUCACGUAAAAAUUACGUCGUUUUCAAACGGCUUAGGAAAAUCGCCGAUCACCUCGCCCAACUUUACUCGAUCAAGAAAAUACUUCGAUACCUGGACGGCAUCUCUCGGAUACAGUUGCCCCAGUACCAGAUAUCGGGAGUCCUAGCAAUCAAGCGCACCCUGCAAGUGCUGUCGGACACUGCCAGCAACACCAGCUACUGUCCCCGUAUUCGCCGCAAGCUGGACUACGUCAUCAACAAAAUCCUUCCACUCAACUUGGACAUUGAGCUAAAAGACUAUUACACGCCAAAUGUCACCCUGUACAAACUGUGCUCCGACAAAAUGGAGAACCGGCUGAUGCCGUUCGCUGAAGUGCAAUGUAGUCUAAAGUCGGUGAGGCGUUAUUUUUCCUACAUCUUCGACCUCAAGAUCCUGGAGACGUACAAAUGUUACCUGGGCAAUGUAUACCAGCUAAAAGAUCGAACCCAGGUCAAAACCUAUAACCAAUACGUCGGAGAAGCCAAUCGGCUGUACUUCGAGAAUCACACUCUCGACGAUUUGCACUUCGAGUUGGAAGACUGUAUACGAGUGGUCGAAGACCUGCAGGAAACAUUCAACCAACAACACGACGAUAAGAUCAGUGAUCUGUUACGCUGCAUUCACAAACCCUUAGCUCAUCGGUACGAAAGCCUCUUCAAAGAAGGCAAAGAACAGCUCUCAUCGCUAAGUCACAACUUCAACACAGCAAUGCUGCUCGGGAACGCUAAUCAAGACAUCGCCAAAAUCAAAAGAAUCGUGCAAUCUUUCCUGCGAGAAAAGUACCCCAAAUACGACAUCAGCUGCGAUAACCAUCUGGUAUCCGUGAACUUCGUUCUCCAAGAGAUGCUACACAUCUUCACCAAUUAUCUCUAUCAGUACCAAAUGGAUGAGCGAGCGACGAAAAACUUCCUCACCAUGAUCUACCUGCUGAACGCGGAAAAAUCCUUUGCAAUCGAUCAUUUCCUACCGCAGCAAGGCAAAAUCUACGACAGUCUGAUACACCAAAACUACACCAACGAAAUUCUGAAGAAGUUCCAGCUACAAAACCUUAGCUCCAUCGAAUUUGCCGUCCUGCACGAACAACUGGCCGUCAACUACUACGACAAUUGCUUCAACAUCGACAAAAAGUACGCGGUCAUGACUAUGUUCAUGAAAACCACCAAUCGACAGAUCAACGACGCCAUUAUGAAGCGUAACAAGCGGAUGGAUCGCGACGAGUUUCAAUCGUUUUUGGAAAGCAAAAUGAAGCUGAUUGGACAAUUUUUACCUUGUAGCGACUUUAACGAGGUGACGCAGUUCGUCAACGAAGCGGCUCCACAUGUGGAGUUUGCUUUGGAGUUCUGUCUUCUGGAAGUUUGCGAAAUCCUAACGGACUUGAACGUCUUUCAAGAUAACGCUUACGUCUUGAAGCUCCAAUCGUCAAUAAUAAGUGGGAGAAACCUCCGAGAAUACCUUCUUCACGAUUCGCUUACUUACGACAUGCUUACCCUCACCCACAGCACCAAGGUGAAGGUGUUCCUCAACUCGCUCAUCUUCAAAGGUAACGACUUCAAGCUGUACCAACCGCCGAACAAUCUCAAAGUGAAUGUCAGCGACCUUGCGACGCUGAACGAAAACCUGAUCAACAGCUACAAAAUGAAGUGGAGCUGGGUCGAGCAGCAGGAGCGACUGUUCAAAUCGGUGGAGAACAUAGAUUUGAAGCUGCUGCAGGCGUUAACUCCGGACUACGCAGACAUUCGGGGAAUGCGGCUGGGAGUGCUUCAGGACGAGGCACCGAUAGCCGAGUAUGAAAUCAUCGAUUAUACGAUCAAGAAUAAUUUGAAGACGAUGAUUGAUUUUUUGGCUGAGGAUUUGCAAACGAUUUCGUUUGAGAAGCAGCAGUUCUUCCAGUACCUGUUGGUGCGAAGUUUUGGGUCAAUAUUUGUGGACGCUAAUGUGAGUCUAACGGGUCAGUACGAACGACAGGCGACGAUUCUGUACAUGGCGCUGUACUUCCGAGCUUAUGAAAUAUUUCUGGAGAACGUUAAGAAGUUUGAGUUGAGCAUAAAUUUGUCCAAGAUUGCCAAGUACAUCAAUCACGAAUUUAUCGAUAAGAUUUCUAAGCAAAUGAAGGAUAUUGGAUGGAAUUGUUUGGAUGAAAGUGGUACGACGGUGUUGGAUCACUGUAUUCAGAAAGGGGACGUACAAGCGGUGAGGAAGUUGAUAAAGCUGAACGUGGACGUCAAUCAGUGCAAUGCGGAUAGUAAUACGGCGCUGCAUCGAGCUUGCAGCUUGGGGUUGAACGACAUUGUCCGGUUGUUGAAGAAACAGAACGCACAGAUAAAUGCGGGUAACGAGCAGGACUAUCUACCCGUUUGCUAUGCGAUACGGUAUCAUGAAAACGAGCUUAUUCCGAUGCUGAUUGGUGAGGACGUUGAAGCGGAAGCAGAAAAGGGCAGUUUACUGGCUAGGUCAAUAAAAUACGGGAAUUUGGAGGCCGUUAAGUUCUUACUGGAAGUUCGACAGGUCAGCCCAUCGAUUGCGGUUGAUAGUGAAAACAACACGCUAAUUCAUUUGUGUGCAAAGUAUGAUCAAGCAAGUAUAUUGCAGUAUUUGAUCAGCAAUCAUGCUAAGUAUGUUCAAGAGAAAUUGAAUCGGCAGAACUGCCAAUUAAAGACAGCCUUGCACAUAGCAGUAGGAGCUGAUCAUUACCGAGUAAUCGAUCUACUGUUGCACCAAAAACCGUUCAUCUCGGUAGUCGAUCAAUGUGGAUUGAACGCAGUCGAGUGGGCAAUCGAGAAAAAUAGCAUCAAAACCCUUAAGCUGUUCGUAAAACAUAACUUCUGCUUGCAGAAAAGUUCUUUGAGACAACUUCCGCUGACCGUAGCCGUUGAAAAGCGCAAUCUCCGAAUGUUGAAGAUGUUGAGCAAACUUGGGUUCAAUGUGACGUCCGAACGACUCUGUUUGAUCAAGGCUGUUUAUGCGCAAUCGGUCGAGCUGGUUAAGUACUUGAUCGAGACAAACCGGCAGUGUUUGCUGUUUAAAGAUCCGUACGACAGUACUGCACUUCAUGUAGCAAUCGCCAUUGGAUGCAACGAAAUCGCAGCGUUUUUGAUAGAAAGUGGAUCGGAAAUCAAUGCCGUUACCAAAUUUGGAGAUACUCCACUACACGUGGCAGCAAAACACAGCAACAUUAUAGCCGCUAGGAUGCUGAUCCUCAAAUACGCUACUAUUGAUGAGCGAAAUUCCUCUGGUUUGACACCCUUAAUUCAAGCGAUGUAUUCGAGAAACCUAGACAUUAUGAAGCUAUUCAUAGGAGCGGGGGCAAGCAUCGACCUUUUGAAGAUCCAUCUAGCAGAAAUCGAACAGAUGUCGAAAAUUCCAACCAUCCACAUGUUCGCCGACAACUACGCCAUGCUAGAGUUCAUGAUCGUUCAGUUACAGUACGAUCCGAACGUUCGGGACGGGCGAAAUCAGCAAAGUUUACUGCACAAGGCGUGUUUUAGCAACAAUCUACAGAUCGUGCAGUUCCUGGUCGAUUGGUGCCGAGUUCAGACCGAACAGCAGGACUCUAACGGACGUACUCCGCUGUCCAUCGCGAAUGAGUGUAAAAACUUCGACGUGGCUGAAUUUUUGCGCAGUAAGAAGCGGAAAAAAUCUCAGAUAACACCGCAACGAUACUUUGAUCCCGCAGCCGGGAUGAUGUGAGACCUCGUCGAAGAAGACCAUUUCUUGACUGUUUCGCCGAACUAGUUGAACAUUUUCGUAGCACAAUUUUGACAAAAGCAAUGGAUAGUUGAUUUUAUUCGGCACUAUGUGCUCGAAAUUCUUUAGGGUGAAAGCUCAAAUGUUUACGAAAGUGUUCAACGCAGGCCCAACGGUUGUGUAGGUCAACUUGAUCCUGAACAACUAGACCUCUCCUACGGAAGCAAACAGAUUCUGACCUAAAGUUCCUCAAAACCGUAAAUCUUUUGCAAUGCGUUGAAAGAUACCGGACAGGGAAGAUUUUUUUAUAAUCUUCUGAACACUUUUUCUUAAAUUGACUUUAUACAUCACAGGUUUACAGCUGCCUUUCAAUACGGAUUGUAAAAGUUUUACCCGCAAAUAUCUAAGAAACUGUUUGGAUCCAAUUGUAGAGGACAUGUUCUCUGUGAUCUUUCCUGGGUCCGGGUGUGUCAUCGAUGGCGAACCUCCGUUCUAGUCAGUGUGCAAAAUCUCUGUAGGAGGUGUCCAAUAGUGUGGUGCCAUGUUUGCUGGAUAUCUGCAGGUUGUUAAUGUACAUUCAAAAAUCAAACACCAGUGAAAUUAAUCUAAGCCAGAUUUAUGAAAGUUCCCAACUCAUAACUACUCGCUCUAGUUUGAAAAUAAAAAAAUGAUAAGGUCUUAAGAAGUAGUAUCGAUUAAAACAGUAUAAAUCUACGUACAUCUCGUAAAAGUGUCUAGUUUUUUUUCUUAGGACGUAGGCUUCAUCAUUGAACAUAAUUUGUAAUCGUGAUUUACUGUGUAAAGUGUGUGUGAUUUAGCGCAAUCCAUGGGAUAACAGUAUCAAUGCUGAAACAAUGGAAGUUUUGCGUUUCUCUAGAGAACCGAGCAGUUAUUUUAUUUCAUUUAAUAACCUGUAAAAGAAUUUACAAAUAAGCAUAAAAUUUUCGUGUAGUAUAAAAACUAAGAAAAGAUGAAAACUAUAAACCUAGACUUAGUUGUAUGUUUAACUAUAUAGAUCAACAUUUCAUCGUACCUUUAAGUAACGAAACCUCGCAUAUAUUUUCGUUCCGCUCAAAGCGCGUUAACUUUGGGUUCGUUUAGAAAGGGUUGUCCUUAAUCUGAAGGUAGACUCAAAUAAAUAAAUAAAAAACGCAAACCUCGCACAUUCCAAACUUUAAGGAAAACCAACUAAUUUAGCGUAUAAUCUCUGAUGAAGGACCUCACCAAACGAGCCGAAACGUUGAAAGCAGAAAAGCAGUGAACGAAAACAAAAACUAAAACAUAUAAAUUAUUUAUUAGGUAGACACUUGUUAUGCAUGCACCAAAUUUAAUAUAAUAUAUUAAAUUCCAAUGCAUUACAGGAUCGAUUUAAUGUGAAAAAAUAACUUACUAACUAUCAGCAAUCAAACAGAUGAUCAAAAAACAAUCAAUCAAUCAAAAUUGGAUUCGAGGUAUUCGGGAGAAUCGGUGACGAAAAAUGUUUUUGCAUUGCCAACCAUCGGAUCGUAUAUAGAUCGUAAAAAUUGCAUAAGUAAAGGCGCUAUAUUCGCGAUCGAAGAUAAGUUGACGUUCACAGUCUGUCAAUCUCUUGGACUUUUGCAAUUCCUAGAAUCAGUAUACGAACCUAAUGUUAGCUAGGCUCCGUACCGAUUUUUGAUUCCCGAGUUCAGUCGGCUUACAGUUAUGGAAAAAAGAUCCAUCCCUCAACCACAUUACGAAAAAAAUAAAUCAAACAAGAAUGUCAAAAAACACAGACUGAGAGAAGAAAUCACACGAGAAAAACAAAAUUUUGUGGAAUCUCCUGAGGUCCUGAGCACAAAAAAUGCUAAAAACAACGAGCGAAUACCACUCACGCCAAACAUUAAGCUAUUGGUAAUUUUUCUACCACGCGCUUGUCUAUAGAAAAAAAAGUCAGUCAUGCAGGUGUCUCUGUUUAAUGUCUAACGUUAAAAACAGAUAAAGAGAAUAUAUUUGAAAAAAAAAUAACGAAAAAAAGUUAGAUACAACAAAAAAAAAAAUUAACAUAAAGACAAUUAAUGUUGGUGAAUGAGUCGAUCGAAUAAUAAAAAUUGGCCUCUGAUAUCGCUGCCGUUUGGAAAAUUUUUGCGGUUCACACAAAAAAGCUCUCGAUUCGUUCAAUGAAGUAGAACGACACUGCCUUAUGAACGCAUCGAAGGGCUCAACUCUUUUAUUUGUUGUACAAAUGAUGAAGUUUACCAACCAAGCUUCGAUACGUUUUGUUUUAUAGUAUUUUAGAUAAGAAUCCCGACCGCAAUAGAAAAAAAUCCACCGGCGGCGAUAUUCUAGAAAGUCAGCCCAAAAAAAAAGAAGCAAAAGCACACAUUAUACAUUCCAAACUUCGACCAUAUUGCAUUGUGUGGUGAUCGAUUAAGUCGUUUCCAAAACUAAGUAAAAACCUACAUUCCUAUGAACAGAUAGUCUUUUAAAACCAAUCUGAUACCUUCUAUAUUUUAGAAUUUUGUACUUGCAAAAAUAAAUAAAUACAAAAAAACAACCUACAACAGUGUUCCUCGCUCGCCAGAAAUGUAUACGUUCUAUCAAGAAAAAAAAAACCCGCAAUCGAUUACCUACCAGAAGAACUAUAAGUAUUUUAACUUUUCAACAAACACACAUCCAUAAGAAUUUAUUUUGCAAUAAAAACCCGUAACUAGGUCUUUUUGUUGAAUAAAAUUAAUCGAA